Messenger RNA from Exophiala aquamarina CBS 119918, 348 nucleotides. Its product is annotated as osomolarity two-component system, phosphorelay intermediate protein YPD1. Gene Ontology annotation, cellular component: nucleus; cytoplasm. Gene Ontology annotation, biological process: phosphorylation; phosphorelay signal transduction system. Gene Ontology annotation, molecular function: histidine phosphotransfer kinase activity; protein histidine kinase binding. The coding region runs from base 1 to 348 and encodes 115 amino acids. Lineage: Eukaryota; Fungi; Ascomycota; Eurotiomycetes; Chaetothyriales; Herpotrichiellaceae. The transcript has 2 exons. The record is from RefSeq and is a predicted model, not a curated record.
AUGGAUGAAGAAGACGAUCGAGAAUUUAGCAGAUCGAUAGUGUUCGGUUUCCUCGAACAGGCCGAACAAACCUUUAUCAAGAUGGAAACAGCCCUUAAAGAAGAGGACCUCCCAGAACUUGCCAGUCUAGGCCACUUCCUGAAAGGGUCAUCCGCCACAUUGGGCUUCACCUUGGUCAAAGAUGAGUGCGAGAAAAUUCAACAUUAUGGCCACCAAAAGAACGAAACCGGCGAGCUCGAUGAGCCAGAUAAAGACAUAUGCCUGCAACUCAGCAAAGAAAGCAUUACCAAGGCCAAGGCCGCAUAUCUGGCAAUCGAGGCCCUGAUGAAGAAAUAUUAUGCCGACUGA